CCCGUGCGCCACUCCUAGAAUCAUGGCUGCUCCAGAAAAAGUUGUUCUAGAGACGUCUAUGGGUAACAUUGGCAUUGAGUUGUACUGGAAACAUGCUCCUAAGACUUGUAGAAACUUCUCUGAAUUAGCUACAACUGGAUACUACAAUAAUGUAAAGUUUCACAGAAUAGUUAAAGAUUUUGUAAUACAAGGUGGAGAUCCAACAGGUACAGGAAGAGGAGGUUCAUCAAUAUACGGGGGUCAUUUUGAGGAUGAGAUAUCCAGUGACUUGAAGCACACAGGAGCUGGUGUACUUUCAAUGGCCAAUAGUGGCCCAAAUACAAAUGGAAGUCAAUUCUUUAUUACACUAGCUCCAACUCAGUGGUUAGAUGGAAAGCACACCAUAUUUGGACGCGUGUGUUCAGGGAUGGAUGUGGUGCAAAAAAUGAGUUUAGUAGAAGUAGACCACAAUGACAGGCCAACAGCAAGCAUCACCAUACUCAAUGCUAGGAGACUAGAACAAUUAGAAUAGUUUUGUCAUUGUUUGAUAUUCUUUAUGCACAAUAAAACCUUCACAAUAAAGUA
This is a messenger RNA of Amphimedon queenslandica, 564 nucleotides long. RefSeq names its product peptidyl-prolyl cis-trans isomerase-like 1. Gene Ontology annotation, biological process: protein peptidyl-prolyl isomerization; protein folding. Gene Ontology annotation, cellular component: catalytic step 2 spliceosome. The coding region runs from base 23 to 511 and encodes 162 amino acids. NCBI's taxonomy places the organism in Eukaryota, Metazoa, Porifera, Demospongiae, Haplosclerida, Niphatidae. The record is from RefSeq and is a predicted model, not a curated record. The transcript is spliced from 8 exons. Gene Ontology annotation, molecular function: peptidyl-prolyl cis-trans isomerase activity.